GUCCAUACGACAUGGAACCAAAGAGGAUCAGGGAGGGCUACCUUGUAAAGAGGGGGAGUGUGUUCAACACCUGGAAACCCAUGUGGGUUGUAUUAUUAGAAGAUGGAAUUGAAUUCUAUAAGAAGAAAAGUGACAAUAGUCCCAAAGGAAUGAUCCCCUUGAAAGGAAGUGCUCUGACUAGCCCUUGUCAAGACUUUGGCAAAAGAAUGUUUGUGUUUAAGAUCACCACUACCAAACAGCAGGACCACUUCUUCCAGGCAGCCUUCCUGGAGGAGAGAGAUGCCUGGGUUCGGGACACCAAGAAAGCCAUUAAAUGUAUUGAAGGAGGCCAGAAGUUUGCAAGGAAAUCCACCAGGAAAUCCAUUCGACUGCCAGAAACUAUUGAUUUAAGUGCCAUGUAUCUGUCCAUGAAAGACACUGACAAAGGAAUAAAAGAACUGAAUCUUGAGAAGGACAAGAAGAUUUUUAAUCACUGUUUCACAGGUAGCUGUGUCAUCGACUGGCUGUUAUCCAACCAGUCCAUUCGGAAUCGCCAGGAAGGUCUCAUGAUUGCCUCAUCACUGCUCAAUGAAGGGUACCUGCAGCCUGCAGGAGACCUAUCCAAGGCGGCAGUGGAUGGCACCUCUGAUAGCCCUUUCCUGGACAAUGCUGAUGCCUUCUACUACUUUCCAGACAGUGGUUUUUUCUGUGAAGAGAAUUCCAGUGAUGAGGAUGUGAUUCUGAGAGAAGAAUUCAGAGGGAUCAUUAUUAAGCAGGGAUGCUUGCUCAAACAGGGGCAUAGGAGGAAAAACUGGAAAGUGAGGAAGUUCGUUCUGAGAGAAGACCCCGCCUACCUGCACUACUAUGACCCUGCUGGGGGGGAAGAUCCUUUGGGAACAAUUCAUUUGAGAGGCUGUGUGGUGACUUCAGUAGAGAGCAACACUGAUGGUAGGAAGAGUGAUGAGGAGAACCUUUUUGAGAUCAUCACUGCGGAUGAAGUGCAUUACUUCUUACAAGCAGCCACCCCCAAGGAGCGCACCGAUUGGAUCAAAGCCAUCCAGGCAGUCUCCCGAACGGGGAAGUGA
Chrysochloris asiatica (Cape golden mole) is the source of this 1064-nucleotide messenger RNA. It is a transcript of the gene PLEK, whose product is annotated as pleckstrin. Gene Ontology annotation, biological process: actin cytoskeleton organization; intracellular signal transduction. The coding region runs from base 12 to 1064 and encodes 350 amino acids. The transcript has 9 exons. Gene Ontology annotation, cellular component: plasma membrane. NCBI's taxonomy places the organism in Eukaryota, Metazoa, Chordata, Mammalia, Afrosoricida, Chrysochloridae. The record is from RefSeq and is a predicted model, not a curated record.